UACGAAACCGAACAAAACAGGUUCGUCCACCACGUUGGCGCUAAAUUUCAUUCGUUUAUUAAAAUCUGUGAAACAUCUCCGAACGAUGAGUGAAGCAGUACAUUCCACCGUAUCAUCAGGGCUUCUUGGAUCGGACAGUAAAGAAGACAAUCAGAAAGAUAUCUGGAUUUUCGGGUACGGCUCACUAGUAUGGAAAGCAGAUUUUCCGUUUGAAGAGAAGCGAACGGGCUACGUUGAAGGAUUCCUGCGACGCUUCUUCCAAAACAGUAUUGAUCAUCGUGGCACAGAAGAACGGCCUGGACGUGUGGUUACUUUAAUUCACUCGGAAAAGUCUGAAUCGAAGGUUUGGGGCAUGGGUUAUCGUAUCGGUGCCAAAGACAAGCUACAAGUAUUGAAACAUCUCGACCAUCGGGAGAAGAAUGGAUACGAACGACAUAGCGUCAAGUUUUAUCCCUAUCCCUGGAGUAAGGACCAGUUGAAUGAACCGCAAUCGAUUCUGCUGUAUGUAGCGACACAAGAUAAUCCAUCCUUUGCGGGACAGAGCGACACAUUAGAUGAGAUUGCGGCACAAAUACUCACUUCCGCUGGCCAGAGUGGGCGAAAUCCGGAGUACGUGUACAAACUCGCGGAAGCGAUGCGUCAACUCUAUCCGGGCGAACAGGACGAUCAUCUGUUUGAGCUGGAAAAAUUGCUUUUAAAGCGCGAUCCGUUAGCAAAUGUGCAACGAACGCCGGAUGCGGUCCCCGACGGUGAUGCAAACAGAUCCGAACUCAGUAAGGAGGGGUAGAAUUGGAAACCUUCGGAGGAUAGAAAACAGCAACAUGCGGUAAAAUAAUUAGAUAAAGAUCUCUUCUCAAGGAAUGUUGAGUGCGAGAAGAUGGUGAGAAAUUAUAAAUGAUUUAAUCAUGGUUUUUAAAACCGUAACUUCAAUAUUAAUAUAACA
Molecule: messenger RNA, 943 nt
Organism: Anopheles moucheti
Lineage: Eukaryota; Metazoa; Arthropoda; Insecta; Diptera; Culicidae
Product: putative glutathione-specific gamma-glutamylcyclotransferase 2
Exons: 2
Coding region: 86-787 (233 amino acids)
Biological process (GO): glutathione catabolic process
Cellular component (GO): cytoplasm
Molecular function (GO): gamma-glutamylcyclotransferase activity; glutathione specific gamma-glutamylcyclotransferase activity
Source: RefSeq, a predicted model, not a curated record